Molecule: messenger RNA, 351 nt
Organism: Marasmius oreades (fairy-ring Marasmius)
Lineage: Eukaryota; Fungi; Basidiomycota; Agaricomycetes; Agaricales; Marasmiaceae
Exons: 2
Coding region: 1-351 (116 amino acids)
Source: RefSeq, a predicted model, not a curated record
AUGAUGGUAGUCACUCUUGCUCAUUACUCAGCAUUUAGUUCUCCUUUGCGGCCUGGAACUUCAACGUCCGAAAUUCAAAGAAAUGCUUGGAUACGAGUGCUCUUCUCACAAGCACACCUCGGUUCCACUUCCAUUCAAGCCGAGAUUCAAGCCUUCACUUGUAUUAUCUGUAUCCACCGUUUGGUAUCCACCACGCAGGUACAACAGGCUUCGUCGGCCUUGCGUCAACUCCGAACACUUGCUACGUUGAGAGAAGGAGUUUGUGGAUGUGGAUUUGUGGAAGGGAAGGCGAGUGACAUUCUGCGUUGGCACCUAUGGUAUCGGAGUUUGUCAGCACGGGAACGACUCUAA